Messenger RNA from Prorocentrum cordatum, 2434 nucleotides. The record is from the annotation of a GenBank genome assembly. NCBI's taxonomy places the organism in Eukaryota, Dinophyceae, Prorocentrales, Prorocentraceae.
GGUCCCCGAUAGAUCCCCGCCUCGGCGGCCAUGCCGGCGCCCGUGGACAACGAGCGGCGCGCCUGCCUGCAGGGCUUCGACGCGGACCUUGCCGCGGAGGGGGCCACGACGGGGGCCGAGAGCGGCCUCGAGCUGGCCGCGGGCGGCGAGGCGGCGGCCGCGAGCCGGCCCCGGCGGCUGCGGCUCGCGGGGGGCGGCCUGGCCACCGUGGCGCUCCUCGUGCUGGUGGCGGCCCCGUGGCCCGGGCAGGGGGCGCCGAGGGGCGCCGAGGCGCAGCCACGCGGGCGCCGGCGGACCCUGGAGCUGCGGGCGACACCGGUCCAGCGGAUACGGGCGCCGCCUUCGCCGAGGAGGCGGCCUCGCUGGAUAGGGCGCCGGCGGACCCUGGGGCUGCGGGCGACACCGGUCCAGCGGCGACGGGCGCCAGCGCGGUCUUCGGAGCCUUUGCCGGGCGCCGCAGGCGACGGGAGCCGGGGGCGCAGGCGCCAGGAGACGCGGACGCCGCCUUCGCCGAGGAGGCGGCCUCGCAGGAGGCUGCGGACGCCGCUGAGGCCUCCGAUCUCGGGGCCGCCAUCGACGCUGCCAGGUUCGCCGAGGAGGCCGCGGAGGAGGCCGCGGAGGAGGAGGAGGAGGAGGAGGAGGAGGAGGAGGAGGAAGAGGAGGAGGAGAAGGAGGGCGAGGAGGACCGCAGAGCCCAUGCCGACUUCGCGGAUCCAGACCUCCAACCUCUCGAGAAACUCAGUCCAGAAGCCUCGCUGGGCCCCAGGGGCCGUCAAGAAUCAAGAAACGGCUCGCGGGAUGAAAAGUCGGGCCCGGGGAGGGGGCCGAGACCUCCAUGCAGGAGAGUCUUUUGUUGUGCAAAGGUCACGACGUCGGGGGUCUGGGACCAGUCUGUCGCCAUCUGAGCGGAGCGGCCAGUCUGUCGCACUGUCUCGCCUCGUGGCCGUCAAGAGAGGGCUCGGGAUCAGAAGCCGGCCCCGGGGAAGGGGUCGAGACUCGAGACCUGCAGGAGCCCCCGUGGCGAAACGAGCACGACGUCGGGGGGGAUCCGGGGAGCCGGCGCCGCCUUCGCGGGGAGGAUUUGCAGAAGGAGGACGAGGCCGAGAGGGAGGAGGAGGUCGGGUUGCAGGAGGCCGCCGAGGAGGAGCUGCAGGAGGAGUUGGAGGAGGAGUUGUUGCACUCCGCGGGCAGCGCCGAGGAGGAGCUGGAGGAGGCCGCCGCUGAGGCUGCCGAGGCUGCCGAGGAGGCCGAGGAGGCCGAGGCGCGGGUCUCCGGGGUCUCCGACGGCACCGGUGAGGAUGAACUCCACGAGGCCGCCGCCGAGGCUGCCGAGCUCGCGGAGGCGAUGCAGGAGGCCGCCAGAUCCACCGAGGCCGAGGCCGAGGACGAGGCCGCGGACGAGGACGCGGCCGCGGCCGAGGUCGAGGACGAGGCCGAGGCCGAGGCCGAGGACGAGGACGAGGCCGAGGCCGAGGCCGAGGCCAGCGAGCCUCAAGGGGCUGGCGAAGGCCGCGGGGGCCACGAGGCGCUCAGCGGAGGCCGGCACCUCUGCGAGGAUGACGAGGAACUGCACAUCAAAGCCUGCUACAAGAGGUGCGACCUGCUCACCGGUGGCGAGUACCCCUACCGCACCACGGCGUGGUCGUGCUGCAAAGAGAAGAGGUGCAACUUCCUCGACCACUCAAUGAUGAAGGCCGACCUGCGCCCCUGCGACGGCCUGGACGUGUCCGGGGACUCGCGCGAGCCGGAUGCCAAGGGGAGGCGCUGCCCGUUCGCCGUCGGCACCUGCGACGACGACGAGGUGCAGCACCACGGCCUGUGCUUCAAGGUGCAGAGGGCCCUCUCGGGGAGCCUGCGAGGCCACCAGCGGGUGCGGCUGCCUCGAGCUCCACUGACUGGGGCACGAGCCGUGCAACCUGAGCUCGACCGAGCUGUUGACGCGAAGCUCCUUUUCGAAUUCGCCGCGACCGCACUGCGGAGAGGGACGGAGGUGCAAAGGCCUUUCGACUCGACCUCAGGGUGGGCGGGCCAGCAAGGACGCCAAGCCAUCGCCGAGGCUGGGACUGCGAUGAGCAAGUUGAGGCACGAGGAUGCCACCUGGCCAGAGCGGCCACCGCUGGCGAACAGGAGCGGCGCGGUGUGAGUCCUCGGGCGGCCCACGCAUGGGUGCCUCGGGCUGGCGUGAAGGGUGGCAACUGCAGGCCGUUUGCACUGGCCAGUAGGACGAUAACGUUUCUGCACGUGCGAGCGGCGAGCCGCCAUCAAAGCCACGUCUGCGUUGCCCCUUUGCCACGUUGGCCCAAGCGGGCCGAGCAGGCUAGGAAAGUAACGUGUUGACAUUAUCUGCAGGAGAGCCGCAUCCUCAUCACAGCAAUUUCCGACCUCCGUGAUGCCGCUUUGGCCCAAGCGGGCCGAGUCGGGUGUCGUGCAGGUG